This is a messenger RNA of Fimicolochytrium jonesii, 1584 nucleotides long. RefSeq lists its product as uncharacterized. The coding region runs from base 233 to 1273 and encodes 346 amino acids. The record is from RefSeq and is a predicted model, not a curated record. NCBI's taxonomy places the organism in Eukaryota, Fungi, Chytridiomycota, Chytridiomycetes, Spizellomycetales, Powellomycetaceae. The transcript has a single exon.
UGGCUUCUUUACGUGCCAACCAUGCAAACGUUCCCACCACCACGAAGUUCCCACAACACCGUAAACAAACCUCAUAACCAUUUAAACGCUUCUCGUCACUUGGUGUCAACGACCCGCCUUCUGUGCGCUCCUUCUCCCGUCUUCGGUUGAAGUCCGGACACAUAAUUCCUUUCUUGACAGUUCGGCAGCUGCUUCCGGCGUGGGAGUUCUCAAUACCUGUCCCAUUUCCACAAUGGACUCUGGCAACUUCUCCAGCCCAGCGGGCGACCCAGACCCCGCACUGCUCCAAAGCUUCAAAGCCGCUGCUCAAACCGUCACCCACCUCUACCGCGAGUCCAUCAAAUUGCAGCGGCGGGGUUACCUGGCCGGCUACGAUCAGUGUCUUCAGGACCUCUGGCAGUUCGUGUCUGCCCAGCGAUCCGCUGCGGGAGGGGCCAAGGAGAAUCUGACUGUGACGGAUUUGGUGUCUUUCUUUUCGGCCAAGCAUGAGGCGCUGCGGAAUGCUAUUGAGCUGUCGUCCAGCGCGGAUGGAGACGCACCAUCGCAGCAGCAAACGCAGCAGCAGCAGCAGCAACAACAACGGCAGGAAGAUGAGGGUCAGUCCCAUCAGGCGCAACAACAGCAGCAGGGGCCACAAAGUGCAGAUAGCAUAGGGUCUGCACAGCAACCGACAUCGCAAACGACUGCCGAACAUCCACCACCACUUUCCCGGGAACCCUCACAACAACAGCAACAACAACCGCUCCAGCCCACGAACGUCAUACCCUCCGCAGCAGCAACAUCUCCGUACGAUCAACAACCCCACCUCCCAUCCUCCGACUUCACUUUCGUCCCGCCACCGUUGCAUCCGCUAUACGGCUCCUCCCAACAGCAUGCAGGACAACAGCAGCAGCAGCGUCAAGCGAUCGGCAGGCCAUACGGACUCAUCCCACCCCACCUCGCUCCCGCUAUGCAAGGCAUGACAACUCCACAGCAACAACAAGCCAUGAACGGCUUUGGCAACGGUCUCCAACCUGCGAACGACCCGACAUCUUUCCAGUCGCAGCAGGAGCUCGGCGGCGGGAUCGGCGGGGCUGCGUCGCUGUUGAAGCGGCGAUGGACACCGAGUGGGAAUGGGAUCGGGGGUGGAGCGAACGGCGGUGGAGGUGGUGGGGCUCCCAACGGUGGCGGGCCGAUCUUCAACUGGACGGAACCGUUCGGCGCUGAGCCGGCGUACAAGCGGAGCAGGUGGCGAAGGGACGAGAAACAAGACCGGAACGAUAUGAGCGAUUGAACGGGAUGAGGAUGCAUAUAUCCGGUCUCUCUCGCCGCGCGUUACACAGUGUUUGCGAUUGCUGGAGGUUGUCGUCGUCAUGAUGGGCGCGCUGGAAAUCGUUUACCUGUCUUUGUGUAUUAUGUACCUGUAUACCCCCUCCUUUGUGAUGAGCCUGCCAAGUCCCAACCCCCCACCUUUUUGGUUCCCUGUGUUCAUGCCCUCCUACCCGUCCCGCAUGGCGCUUUUGUAAGUGUUGCUCGUAUAGACGCCAUGAUGAGGGAUGAUAUCCUUAUCUGCAAAUGUAUAGUCGUUUACAUAAAUGGUCUCGC